This is a messenger RNA of Odontomachus brunneus, 3128 nucleotides long. RefSeq lists its product as uncharacterized. Lineage: Eukaryota; Metazoa; Arthropoda; Insecta; Hymenoptera; Formicidae. The coding region runs from base 1 to 2586 and encodes 861 amino acids. Gene Ontology annotation, cellular component: nucleus. Gene Ontology annotation, biological process: regulation of transcription by RNA polymerase II. The transcript is spliced from 5 exons. The record is from RefSeq and is a predicted model, not a curated record.
AUGUCAGAGCGCAGGCAGAGCUCGUCGCAUGAAUUGUUUUCGCAACUUCGGAGAAAAAGUAUGGCGACGUGGAAGAGUGAGAGGUUUGAGGAGGACGAGAAUGCGGAUGGUAUCGACAGCAAUUUCGAUAGCAUCCUGGUGACGCACGAUUUACAGGACUGUCUGGAUGAAACUUUGGACCUAUCGAGCUUCGAGAAAGUCUACGAGCAGAGUGCGGUAUUCGAUUACGAGAGAUACUCCGACGACGAUGCUGCUAUCAACGAGAGGCUACCCGAUGACAACACGACCGGAUAUGUUCAUCACACGAUCAGCCCACAUGAAGUUUACAUGCGAAUACAUCAAGGACAAGAUGAUACGUUACCUGAAGACCAUGCAAAUCCUCAUGCAACUAUCACGAUUGAAAAUAUGGAUCUAGAUGGCAAUCAAAAACAUAUCGAUAUAAUUGGUAAUCGAUAUAAUUGCCAGUACGAAGGUUGCAGCAGAACAUACAGUACCAUCGGGAAUUUGCGCACUCACAUGAAAACGCAUAAAGGCGAGUAUCGAUUUAAAUGCGCGGAGCCGAGUUGCGGCAAGGCCUUUCUCACGUCCUACAGCCUAAAGAUCCACGUUAGGGUACACACGAAAGUAAAACCGUUCGAGUGCAAUCACAAAGGCUGCAAGAAAGCAUUCAAUACCCUUUACAGACUGAGAGCUCACCAAAGACUCCAUAGUGGCAACACAUUCAACUGCGAAGAGACUGGAUGUGUUAAAUUCUUCACUACUUUAAGCGAUCUCAAGAAACAUAUACGUACUCAUACUCAAGAAAGACCGUACAAGUGCAGAGAGAAGGGUUGCGGCAAAGCUUUUACGGUUUCGCACCAUUUGAAAACGCACAAGAGGACGCAUACAGGUGAACGACCGUAUGUCUGUACUUUCGAUAACUGCAAACGAUGUUUCACUACUCCGCACAGUCUAAAAAGCCACAUCAAGACGCAUAAUAAAACCGUGAACGAAACUAAACAAAAAGAUAGCGGAAGUGACGAUACGACUGAGGAGCGAAACAAGCCGCCAACUCAAUUAGAAUUGAAACUCGUGAAAGUCAAUGUGAGCGACACCGCUAUACCGUCAUACGCCAUCGUGCCAAUAUCUUCGGAUUUCGCGCAAAAUAACGAAAACAUGCCAUAUGCGGGAAAUGUAGUGGCAUCAGCUCCCACCGAUGUAGCGCUAGACAUAAUGGAUCAUCGCAAGUUGGAUGCGAAACUCGAUUACAUUUCUACCAAAGAUAUAGAAGACUCGAAUAGAACCACCGAGGAAGUCACGCUUCUCGCGCCAGAUAUUUCUAGCCACUUCCUAGCUGAUUUCAACGAACACGCGGUCGACGCUUUCAAUAAUAAUGACAACUAUAAUGAAUUUAAGGUAUUCAAUGAAAUAACCGAAUCGAAUGCGCAACACGAUAACCUGGCGGACAUAGCUGGCCAUCAGAAUCAUCCGCACGAAUCUACUUCGUUGUCGGAAACGCGCGGUGAUAGUAUAGAUAGAAAAAACCGACUUAUCCCGUUAAAUUUAGAACAGAAGAUUAUGCAGGAUGGCUUGCAGAACGCGAUAGCGCAUAUUUCUGAGGGAAAGGACUUUGCGAGUGAUAUAAAACAAUUUAAAAACAAAUCCACCGCCGCUCCCAACAAUGUAUUUGAUGUAGACCGUACAAAUGCGGGUAGCAUAACUGACGACGGCAACGCGUUGUAUAGUGCCAAUUGUAUUACUAGUCAUAUUCCCGAUAUUAUAAGUUCUUCGAACGAAACUAACCUCUUCGACAGCGGAAUAGAGGCUCUCUCCUUCAUCAACGACGCGACUUUGCAGAACGAGUCUCUCGACGCAGUUUCGCACGAUUUGUGCACAGACGUUAUCACGAACACGCACUCGGAAGCAGUUGAGCUUGCAAUUGCGACGGAAGAAGAGUUACCGUCACCUUGGAUCGACGUGAUGGCACUCGCGACUGCGCCCGCGUUGAGGACUCAAUCUUGGUCAGAAUUGAAUGCCUUCCCAACUGCAGUUCAUUCGUUGGUCGAUUUAGUAGGCCCUGAGCCGUAUCCGUUGGAGAUAGAGGCUCAGUUAUCGUCCACGGAAAAUUUGAAGAAUAUCGAUGCGGUGAAUAUAGAACAUAUCUCAGCGAACACCGAGGUGGUGCAGUGUCAGGAAGCUGCUGAUUACGAGCAGAGGACAGAUGACGUGAGAAGCAAGAAGGAUAGGAAUGUUCUGCAAGAAAUUACGGCAGACGCUGAUAUAUGCAAAUGCGUCGAUUGUAAGUGCGAUAGCUUGCAGAAUUGUCAAAAUUGCACAAACAGCCCUGCCACCACCGCAGAAGUUACGAAGAAAGAUACGACGCUAAAGAUCGUAGAGGAUUUCGUGUCUUCCUUACAAAAUGGAUGUUCCUGCAACGCCGAUUCCGGCGGCUGUGGCUCUUGCUGUGUUGUAAUCUGCUUAAAAACACUGCAGCAGCUACAAAAAGUAUUUAGUCGCAAUUGUUGCAAAAGCACUAGCAGCGCUACGUGCUGUAGAGAAAAGUUGUUGCCAUCUUUGAUGAAGUGUAAACUAGCCAGAAAUCAAUGAAUCGUAAAUUUUUCUUCACUAACUAGUCACGCAAAAAUAUAACGCUGUACGCACGUUAACGCUCGUAAAGAUUUGUGAUUUGUCAUAGACUACAUACUGAUAGCUUUAACUGAUAGCCUUGUGGGCAACUUUUGCCUUCCAAAUGUUAUAUUUAGGACAAAGAAUAUAUUCACAAGCGUGAUCAGUUUUUUCAGCAUAAUGGUCCACACGAUUUUUGAGACACUUCCGACAGUUUAAAGAAAAUGUAAAAUAAACAUUUAUCUGUUUCAUGCAAACUGUCACUUGAAAUAACAAACAUUGAAAAAGAAUUUUCAUAAAAAAUCAAUGUCAUCAUGAAUUUUUCAAAUGCCACCGUGCAAUUUUUUAUAAUAUUGUAAGGGACUUUAAAACGAAUUCAACGCUAAACGCUUAUGCUGAACAUUCUGUAUCAUAUGAGAACAUGACUGUACAUACAUGUGCUAUAUUUAAUAGAAUUUCAGGAUGGAUUAUAUAUAUAUAUAUAUAUAUAUAUAUAUAUAUAUAUAUAUAUAUAUAUAUAUAUU